CCAAUUCAUUAUAAACAAAAGUGAAGAUGAAAGAUAUACAAACUUUUGAACGCUGCCUAAAAGACUUUGAAUAUUUUAAAGACUUUCAGGGAUUUCUUGAUCCCAGAGACAAUGGUCAAAAAAGGAGAAUACCGCUGAAGAGGAAGCUGGUCCGGUUCAAUCCACUGAAUGAUCUUAAUGAAAAUCAGUUCCGUAUAAAGUAUCGGUUCAGUAAGGAAAGUCUUCGACGAAUUAUAGAAAUAGUGCGAGAUGAUCUCGAAAUCGAAUAUUAUGAACCAUUGAAAAGGGAGCAAGUUCCCAUAGACUUGCAAAUUUUAUCAGCCAUCCGCCUGUGGGGUGGAACAGAGCACCCUAAAUUGACUGCAAUGGCGCAUGGCGUAAGUUUACGAACUUUGGCAAAAAUCACUCGUCGGGUUGCUUCAGUUUUAGCUUCAAAAGCGUCGCGAUAUAUUAGAAUGCCGGCGACUCUUUCCGAAAAAGAGCGAAUAAUGUGUUCAUUCCAAGCCAUUGCCAAUAUGCCACAGGUUAUUGGGGCACUAUUGCAGACCACUGUGAGAUUUCUACCCGAAAACUCUGGCUCUUAUCUCAGCGAAGAUGAUCCUGAUGGCGAAUCAACGUAUCCAGCUCAAUCGAACGAAGAGCUGCAUUUGCAAAUUGUCUGCGAUGCCGCCCAUAAGAUAAGGGACCUGGAUAUUCGCCUGAUUGACGAACACUCAAUGGCCUCAGACGCUGAGAUGUUUGCUUUGUCUAAAAUCAGGGAUCGGUUCGAACAGAAUGAGUUUCGCGGUCGAAUCCUGCUGGGCAGCGAAAUAGUUCGUUGUUCUUCCUCACUCUACACGCCAGUGCGUUUUCCGAGAAAUCAAUCCGAGGAGCUCUAUAAUCAUGCCCACUCCACCACGUAUGCGUCGGCCAGGAAAUGUCUAAGCCUCUUGAUGAGUCGCUUUGGUGUUCUGGGCACUGAAAUUCUAGGAUCUCAAUCAUCGGCCAAGCAAACUAUCACAGCGCUGUCUAUUUUGCAUAAUAUGGCAAUGGAAUGGGCAGAUCCCAGCAUAGAUUCGGAACUGCAUGUUUCACCUUAUAAAUCUACUUUCUUCAAUGCCAUGACUAAUGUAUCCAAAUCCGGAGAAGACAACAAUAGAAAGCAGUUCAUUAAAACUCAUUUUGCAUCUCAAUAAGAACAGUAUUCAUUAUAAAUUGUAAUAAAUAAUAAAACAUUAAAUUCUAGAUGUAAACUA
This is a messenger RNA of Drosophila kikkawai, 1235 nucleotides long. Its product is annotated as putative nuclease HARBI1. NCBI's taxonomy places the organism in Eukaryota, Metazoa, Arthropoda, Insecta, Diptera, Drosophilidae. The record is from RefSeq and is a predicted model, not a curated record.